AUGCUUUCCUAUUCUCACAAACAGUUCGCAGAUUGCUUCAAUUGCCGGAAAACGUUGAAAGAGACAAAACAAACAAUGACAGUCCUGCCGUUUCUUGACGUGAAAGCUACGCCAAUAUCUUGUGUCGAAUCUCCUCGAUUAGCACGUACACGAUCGAUAGCGCGUUCAUUAGAGUCGAAAGACCUACCAAGUUCACCAUUGAAACCCUCGUCGUCAUCAUCAAAUCUAUCCGGUUCAUUGUCAUCCACACGCACGCCGAGAAUUAAGAUCGUUCCUCGUACUGAUGAUCUAUUAAAGAAAUUACCUCACGCCAAAACAGCCAGAGCACAAGCACACAAUCCCAUAUGGAAACCUUUUGUUCGAGAUUUACCUGAUUAUGAUUAUUUAUGGGAACCAGUACGUCGAGAGGAUAUUCGACAUCAAUAUGAUUCAUACGUUGCUCCACAACGUAUUACUGCUGGCCGUCCAGACGAGCCGUAUCAAAUGUCGUCAACCUUCGAAAGUCAAGAUAGACAUUUUCAUAAUUACAAGCGGGUACAAGCUAUGCAACAACGGCAGUGGAAUCGAGAACAUAUGCAAUACACUAUCUUUCCGUAUUCAAAUGCAGAAGAACGUGAAAUGUACAAGAAGAAGAUUCGUACAACAUUGAAAGACCAAAUGGAAGAAAGAGCUCAAACGGAGAAACAUGAGAUGGACCUGAAGAAGCGCUCGGCUAGUUUAGUAUUAGAACAAGAUCGUCAAUUUCAUGAAGAGGAAAAGCAACGGAAUGACGCACGAACUAAAUUAUUAGCGAAAGUUUCCUUAAAGAACAAAGAGCUCAUGGAAAACAAGCGGGAAUAUGAUCAAUGGAAUCGCGUACAUCAAUGGCAUGUUGAACGAGCCAUGCUAGCUGAUAGUCCCAUCAAUUGGAGUAAAACAUUGACUUAA
Adineta ricciae is the source of this 927-nucleotide messenger RNA. NCBI's taxonomy places the organism in Eukaryota, Metazoa, Rotifera, Eurotatoria, Adinetida, Adinetidae. The record is from the annotation of a GenBank genome assembly.